UGACGUCAGUCUGCAUCGGAACCAACCUCGACCCAGUCGCAGCCAUUUUACUCCGUAAAAUUAAACUUCAAUCUCGUAGCUGGAGGGAGAGAAGAAGAAGAAGAAGAAGAAAGAAAAAAGUGAAUACAGUUGACAUCUGACAACAGUGGACAUGUCGUUGUGAACCAGAGCUCGGGCGGUUUCCAGUCGUCGCAGUGCGGCUCGACUCCAUGGCUUAAUGUGACUCUGCACAACAACUGUCCCAGACAUCUCUCUCCUCCGUCCCUUGCUGUCCUCUGCUACUACUGGUAGCAGCGAGACAUAACAUAAGGGGACGGUGACCGAUACCCCUGUUCUCAAGCCACCUCCUGAGGCAGGAUGGAGCCCCAGGUUUGCCAGUGGCAGUUCGGAGCAGAGGGGGAUUGUGGGAUGUCGAGUCUGCUGGUGCCCAGUCCCCAGAGUGAGGCGGUGACCCAUGAGCUAGAGGAGCUGACGCUGCAGCCCAUACAGAAUCUACCUCCGCUCAGUGAACGCAAAAAUGUCCUGCAAUUGAGGCUUCAGCAAAGGCGAACCCGGGAGCAGCUGGUGGACCAGGGCAUCAUGCCACCCCUGAAGAGCCCAGCAGCGUUCCAUGGGCAGAUUCGCAGCUUGGAGAGGGCCAGGACUGAGAAUUUCCUGAAGCACAAGAUCCGCAGUCGUCCAGAGAGAGCAGAGCUGGUCAGGAUGCACAUCCUACAAGGUGCUGAUCAUUUACUAAUUCACAAGACUGGAGCAGAGCCCUCAUUGCAGGCCACCCAGAUGAGGCUGAAGAGGGCCCGGCUGGCCGACAACCUGAACGAGAAGAUCGCCCAGAGGCCCGGCCCAAUGGAGCUGGUGGAGAAGAACAUUCUGCCAGUGGAUUCCACUGUCAAAGAAGCCAUCAUCGGUGAGGGACACCAGAGCAGGGACUUUAGUUCAGUCCCGCCACAGAAGACACAAUCAGAAGGAGUCGGCCAGGUGAAUUACCCCAAGGUGUUGGAUGAAGACAGCUGCGAUGCCCUGUCCCCAGAGCAGCCAGCCAGCCAGGCGUCUCUGAGCUCUGCCCCCUCACCAGCGGAGAGCAAAACACCAGAGACGCCCUCUCCCGCCCCAGCACCUGUGCCAUUAUUCAGCACCAUGCUGCAGGCCCUCCCAGUUGCUACACAAGCAACAACAGUGAAAGUGAUCUCUACCAGUGAGCUUCCGCCCAGCCGCCCAGCUGUCACUGCUGCCUUCUCCAAACCAGGCCCAACACUGGUGAAACAAAGCCAGCAGAAGACGCCCUCCGAGAAGAGUCGCAGUAAGAAGGGCAAAGAGCCAAAGUCCAGGGUAAAGAAGCUGAAAUACCACCAGUAUGUUCCUCCGGACCAGAAGGUGGAGGCCAGCGAAGCGCCCAUGGACUCCUCUUACGCCCGACUACUGCAGCAGCAGCAGCUGUUCCUCCAGCUGCAGAUCCUCAGCCAGCAACAGCAGCAUUACAACUACCAGACUAUAUUACCAGCACCACUCAAACCUGUGGCAGAGGGUCAGAGCAGCACGGCGGGCGGCCUGCCAACCUCCAUCGUGGUGUCUUUGCCCACCGCCCCUCCACCUCCCCCUCUGCCUUCAGCUCCGGCUCGACCAAACAAUUCACUGUCAAACCGCAGGCCGGGAGUCCUGCCUGCAAACCUGGAGGAGAUGAAGGUUGCGGAGCUAAAGCUGGAGCUGAAGCUGCGUGGCCUCCCAGUGUCGGGAACAAAGACUGAUCUGAUAGAGAGACUUAAACCUUUCCAGGACAAUCCCAGCACCUCCGCUCCCACCAUCAUUCCUCCUCCCGUCACUACCACCUCCAUGACCAUGGAGGUCUCCACUGCCACCACUGCUUCCACCACCCCUGCCAUAGUACUCCCAGUGCACCAGGUGGCUUCGGAGAGAAUGACCUCCACCCCUCCAGUCUCACCCAUCCCCACUGACCCCUCCGCCCUCCAGCAGGAUGUAGGCAUGUCUGAGGCACAUUCUGAACCACAGAUGGUGAGCGCUGGCUCUGCAGGUCCACGGUCCUCACCUCGCAGCCCAUUUCACAUCCCGCAGGAAAAGGACAGGAGGCUCCAUGAGAAGGAGCGGCAGAUAGAAGAGCUCAUGAGGAAGCUGGAGCAGGAGCAGAGGUUGGUAGAGGAGCUGAAGAUGCAGCUGGAGGUGGAGAAGAGAGGCCAGGGGGGCUGCAGUGCCGACUCUACCUCUGUGUCUCCUAAACUAACCUCUCUACCCACCAUGAAUCCUGUUCCUACUUUGCUGAAUUCAAAUGCAGUGAAAAUGGAGGGUACUGUUCUGUCAAACUGUUCCACUGCUGCUACCAUCUCAAAUCCUGUCCCGGGCUCCCAGGCUCUCACAAGCCCCCUGCCAACGGUGGUGAAGUUGGAAGACGUGACUGUUUCCGCCGGCAAGCCGCUCCAGCUCCAGACCCAAACCCAGCUCAUCACCAAGAUCCAGCCCCAAGUGAGCACCAGCCCGCAUUUGCUCCACCAGUCAAGGAGAAGUCCCAAACUUCAGACCCAGACCCAGGCCCAACCCACUGCCCCCAGCCUGCAGCAAUUCUUCAUCAGCCACCCAGGUAGAGUCUCCCAGGUCCUGGGUCAGUCCCAGACCCUGUUAGCUGCAUCCAGGCAACCUCAGACUCUGCUGGCCACGGCCGCCCAGGCUGGUACCCAGAUCCUCCUCCCAGUCUCACUACCCAACAACGCUGCUGCAAUCCAGCUGCCGCGCACCACUGUCAGCCUGCAGCCAGUUCUCCAGGCCACAGUCUCUAAUCCAGGCCUGGUGCAGGCGUCGGCUCCUCAGCUGCAGAGCACCAAGAUGGAGACCGCACCCAGCCAGCACUUAGUCAACCACAGCCCAUUGCUGCAGACUCUGACAGUGUGCAAUAGUACGACUGACUUAGAGAACCAGGUCAGGCCACAGAUGAAUCCCCAGUGUUUCCUCAGAAGCUCCCAAGAGAGCAGGGUCUCUCCACGGGCUUCGCCCAACCACCACAUCUCCAAUGGACCCGUCAACAAGUCGUCUUCUCCCCAGCCUGCCUUCAUCCUCCAGCCCACCUCCCUCAUUACUCAGCUUCCCAAAUCGAGAGAGCCUCCCCGUUACGAGGAGGCCGUCAAGCAGAGCCGCAACAUGCACGUCAACAACGCUUCUCAGGUUCCCACGGCAACCAGCCAGCAAAUGGACGACUUGUUCGACAUCCUCAUAGAGAGCGGAGAAAUGACACCAUUCAUGCAGCAGGACACCCCAGUGUCUCACACUAAGAACCAUCCAGUCACGGCCAACGUCAGCACACUGCCUGUCAACACAGUGCUCUGCAGACCACCUCCACAGAUCCACAUGGCUCCCCCGCCCACCCUGAGCCCCGCCCUCGACCCCAGCCUGCCCACCCUCUGCUCUCUGGCCACAGACAAUCAGCUGGAGGCCUUCCUGGAGGGGACGCUGGCCGGAACGUCGCCCGUCUCAGAUCUGCGCACGCGGGGUCUGAUGGAGGAGCUCCAUGCCCAGCUGAUGGAGCAGCAGCCCUACUCGCCCAUGGACACAUCGGAUCUGUCGUUCUGCGAUUCCUCCUCUCCCCCCUCCUCACUCAACAUGGGCCUAUCUGACCCGACACUGGACAACAUGGAGUGGCUGGACCUCACCAUGCCCCCGGGUUCUGCCGGGGCUCUCACGCCACUGGGGAUCCCGACAGACUUCCUGGAUUCGCAGGACCUGCAGCUGCACUGGGACUGAUGGAGGCUUGGAAAAGGAAGAUGGAGGAGAAUCAACUGAGCAGCUGAGCCAAGAGUGAGAGAUGGAUGAAGAAGAAGAAGAAAGAGAUUGGUGGCCCGAAAGAGGUAGAAUUAUUUUAAAUGAGGAAACAAAAGGAGGAGAAAUCAUGGCAUGUACGUGCCAUUUCACUCUUUUAACAGUACAUCCACAACAUCUGUAAUAUUCCCACUCUACUACAGUGAGAGACGCUGUACAGGACAGUGCACUUAUCAAGCUGAACUACAAGCAGGAGUUUGCACAGCUUUCAAAAACAGAGGCUUGUUUACAACCGAACAGAGAAGAUAAAAUCAAUGUGAUAAAGGGGGAGGGACUUUAAACAGAGUCGGCGUGUUCAGCGUCUGAUGUCGUGAUUUCAGUGCUGAUUUCUUUACAGAAAGGAGGCGGCCGAGCAAAAUGAAGAUUGGUAGCAUUGGACGCUUUGUAAAUACUGUUAAAACCACACUAAUACAACUGCCCAGUUUUUUUCUACUGACAGUGUGGCUGGUUUAUCUUUCAGUGACUCCUGUGUCUGAAGCCCAGUAACUUCAUGUGGCGCUUCUGUCGGCAUUCGUUCCACUGAGGCAUACAACAGUAUGUUAUAACAGCUGGUACAGAAGUUACAGCGCAAUAACUGUAAUAAACAGACAACAGAUUAAAUCUAGUUGUGAUGAAAACAUUCACAAGUUUAGAUUCUUUAACAAGGAUGCGUUUGAGUCGUGGGCUUCUCUCAGCUGAUAACCACUUCCUCAUCUAAAUGUUUUGAGAAUUCGGGAAGGGCUGUCAAAUCUGUUCCCUUUAUAAUUGUGAAGCCAGACGCGCUCUGACGUUUCUCCGAGCCAAGUUUUUUUUAAAUUGCCCCAACCUGUUCACACUGGUCCAGUCUGCCACAUUACUGUCGACUACAUGUUUGCUGACAACUCUGAUUUUCUCUGACCCAUCACAACGUCUCCUGCGGUCAAGCUGACGAACAAGCUGACGAACUUGAGACGAGAGGAGGACGCUCCUCCGUCGAAGUGAGAGGUAUGCACUAAACCAGAUGGCAAGACCGAACCACGCGCCCCCCUUCACCUAGGAACAGGGAAACAUGAACUUGGCAUUUCCAAGGUGAUCGUUAAUACAAAGUGAUCAAAAUGAUUGCGAUCGGCGCGGUGAUCAUGUGGCCGAGCUCUCCAGAGACACUGCAGUUGUUUUCCCAAGUUACUCUGAAUGUACUUUUGACAGGAAUGGAAAAGUAAGACUUUUACUUACAAAGUUGGCAGCUUUUCUUUUUCUUUAAUCUUUUCUUCUCUCCCUCUGAUGGUAAACUGACAAAAAACAAUAGAAAGGGAGCAAACAAGCAGACGUGACGUGUGAAUUGUGUGUAAGUCACCGCAAGUUACAUCAAGAACGAUUUCUUUUUGAGAAGAUGAUCUUUAUACCCAGCUGUCCUACAGUAUCCCUGCACUUUGUGUACGUGUGUGUGUGUGUGUGUGUGUGUGUGUGUGUGUGUGUGUGUGUGUGUGUGCGUGUGCGUGUGUGCGCGCGCCUGUGUGUGCGUGCCUGCACGUGUGGAAUUGUCUUCCUGUCUCUUGCAUGGACACCCGUGUGUGUCUCUCUCUGUGUGCACGAUCUUAUCCACAUUUAACUUCACCCUUCAAAAGGCUUCUGAUGACUGUUGUACUGUUUUGAAUCGGUGUCGUACUGUCGGUGUGAUACAGUCACUAACGCGCACACAAACACCUCUUUGAGGGCUCCGCUCCCUUUAAAGCCGUCACCAAUGCUCCACGUUUAUUUGUCACGGAUUGCAUCAUAUCCCACUCACUAAUGAGUUACUGAUUUAGUAUCGUAGUCUAACUCUUCCAUUUGGGAUCAAUACUUUAUGGCACUUUGAAAUAAGAUUGCUCUUUUUUAACUCACUUUCAGUGAAAUUGCAUUCACGUUUGAACCACUUCCUUGUGUUAUUACAUCCAUGGGCACUAGAGGGCGUUUGCUCUCCAGCUGUGGCACGACGGCACAUUGUUGUUGGUACUUCAGGGUCAUUUCUAGCAGAAUGAAAAGUCAAUUGGGCUAUUUUAUGUUGUUGUUUUUUUAUGUUUUCUAUUUUUUUCGAAGAAAUGCUGACUUGCUGUUCACACAUCAGCAAUAAUGUGGAGAGCUGAGCAAAAUGACGGAGAUGUCAACACUGUCCUUCAACUGCUGCAGUGACACGUUUGUCUUCAGAUCAACUCCAACAGAGUUACGCCAAAUACUGCACCGACCUGCUCCUGGACUUUGUUGUACGUAUCCCACUGACUGUACCCGUUGUGUUGUAGUUGUGUUUCUUUCUUUUUUUUCUCACAUUACAUUGGAUGAACAGUAAGAGUCACUAGUUGAUUUUUUUGUGUAUCCUAGAAGAGAUGAUGAUUCGUUAACUGUUUUUUGUUAUUGUUUUUUUCCCUUCCAUCAGCUUUAAUCAGAUUUGAUAUUUUGUCGCCAGAAAAGGCAGUGGAACAUUAUGUUUUUGUUUAUUUUUCAGGGGUGAAAAGCAAAAGAACUCAUGUAAUCUUGUUUUGAUGCUUGUGUAAAAUCUGUAAGCAAAGAUUCCCUUUGUAUAAUUUGUUUGGUUUGCGGAGCCUUUUCAUAUCAGACGUGUACACGGGCCUCUCGGCUGCAGCCGAUCUACAUCAUGAAUAACAGUGACGUUGUUGUCGCCGACUGGCCACACGGGGACAGCUCAAAGCAAUAAUGGCUGCUCUCCCUCGAUAUACUGUACUCAAUAUCUAAUCCUGCCUUGGUUUUAUCCAUGUGGGGGCCUUUACUGCGUAUGAAGGCCAAGAUCAAAAACACUUCAUAUCUGAGCGAUUAAGUGGUUUGUUUAAAUAUCUUAUUUUAGCCAGUCGGCUCCUGCUCGUCCUCACACCUUUAUCGUCAUGUGAACAUUGUACAUCCCGGGUGGAGAAGUUGAACGUCAGAACAGAGCUCGAGGACGUUUCUUUACAUGAUAUAAUAUGUAUUCUGGAGACAUUAGUGGAAGUGUAGAUGAGGCUCAGAGGUUCUCCAUCAGCUAAUUUACAUUCUUCUCUGUAUCCGAGUCUCCUCCAUCUCCACCACCCACGCCAUGCCUCUUGUUGUUUGUAAUGCCAUAUGUUUUGCACAUUAUGUAUAUAUUUAUAUAGAUGCAAUGCAUAUUUUUAUACAUGUGUAACAUCCAUGGGCUCUUUAUUUUGUAAAUACUUAAAAAAAGAUGUAUAUAAGUACUGUAUGCCUUUGUGUCAUUAAAAUUUGGUGUACUGUGAA
This is a messenger RNA of Scophthalmus maximus (turbot), 7014 nucleotides long. RefSeq names its product myocardin related transcription factor Ba (gene mrtfba). The transcript is spliced from 17 exons. Lineage: Eukaryota; Metazoa; Chordata; Actinopteri; Pleuronectiformes; Scophthalmidae. Gene Ontology annotation, biological process: smooth muscle cell differentiation. The coding region runs from base 358 to 3741 and encodes 1127 amino acids. The record is from RefSeq and is a predicted model, not a curated record.